Ochotona princeps (American pika) is the source of this 1391-nucleotide messenger RNA. It is a transcript of the gene CFL1, whose product is annotated as cofilin 1. Gene Ontology annotation, molecular function: actin filament binding. Gene Ontology annotation, biological process: actin filament fragmentation; actin filament severing; cell motility. The record is from RefSeq and is a predicted model, not a curated record. Gene Ontology annotation, cellular component: lamellipodium; actin cortical patch; cytoplasm. The coding region runs from base 388 to 888 and encodes 166 amino acids. NCBI's taxonomy places the organism in Eukaryota, Metazoa, Chordata, Mammalia, Lagomorpha, Ochotonidae. The transcript has 4 exons.
GGUCAACAGGACCAGCGCCGGAGCCUUAUUGGCUCCGCUCAGAGCGUUUCCGGGAAAAUCCGACCAAUGAGCUCGCGCUCCGCGCUAUGGCCCCGCCUGCCACGGCGGUUUCGGCCUACAGGUCCCGGCAUGCCCCGCGCGGAGCCGGGAGGCGAGCAGAGAGGACGCUAGGGAACGCCGGCGGAGCCCGACGGGACGCGCGGACUCCAUUUCCCGUCGGCCCCAGGGCCGGAGCGCCGGAAGCCCGCCCCGCCCCUCAUUGUGCGGCUCCUACUAAACGGAAGGGGCCGGGAGAGGCCGCGUUCAGUCGGAGCCAGGCAGCUGCCGCGGUGUCUCUCUCGUCUCCUCGGCCUCCGCUUUUGCCAUCUUCCUCUCGCUUCCGGAAACAUGGCUUCUGGAGUGGCGGUGUCGGAUGGUGUCAUCAAGGUGUUCAACGACAUGAAGGUGCGCAAGUCGUCGACGCCCGAGGAGGUGAAGAAGCGCAAGAAGGCGGUGCUGUUCUGCCUGAGUGAGGACAAGAAGAACAUCAUCCUGGAGGAGGGCAAGGAGAUCCUGGUGGGCGACGUGGGCCAGACCGUGGACGACCCCUACGCCACCUUCGUCAAGAUGCUGCCCGACAAGGACUGCCGCUACGCCCUGUACGACGCCACCUACGAGACCAAGGAGAGCAAGAAGGAGGACCUGGUGUUCAUCUUCUGGGCCCCAGAGUGUGCGCCCCUCAAGAGCAAAAUGAUCUACGCCAGCUCCAAGGACGCCAUCAAGAAGAAGCUGACAGGGAUCAAGCACGAAUUACAAGCCAACUGCUACGAGGAGGUCAAGGACCGCUGCACCCUUGCCGAGAAGCUGGGGGGCAGUGCAGUCAUCUCUCUGGAGGGCAAGCCCUUGUGAGCCCCCCAGCCCUGCCCGCAGUAUCUCACAGCCCCAGGUCUGCCCUUGGGGGUUGCAGGCUGCCCCCUUCCUGCCAGACCGGAGGGGCUGCGGGGAACCAGCAGGGGGAGGGCAGUCCCUUUGCCCCAGUUGCCAAACAACCCGCUCUCUCCCUCCUCUCUCCUGCAGCCCUGAUGGCUCUGGUCCCCACAAACCGCUUCCAAUCUGAUUCCUUUUGGGUUGAAUAGACCAAUCUCCCUCCCCCCAGGCGCCCAGGUUUGGGGGGCAGUCCUGUAUUUUUUUUAACGAUACCUGCUCCCCACCUGUUCCCGUCCCUUCCCGUGCUGCCAACUUCUAACCACAGUAGUGACUCCGUGCUUGUUCGUUUAGUUCUGUGUGUAAAUGGAAUGUUGUGGAGACGACCCCUCCCCUGCUGGCUGGUCCCCCCCGCUCCCCUGGUCUCCAUCACUGUGGAAGCAGAACCAGUAAAGGGACCUUCAAUUAAAAAAAAAAAAAAGACAAUA